Messenger RNA from Oryza brachyantha (malo sina), 626 nucleotides. RefSeq names its product glutaredoxin-C6. Gene Ontology annotation, biological process: cellular response to oxidative stress. Gene Ontology annotation, cellular component: cytoplasm. The record is from RefSeq and is a predicted model, not a curated record. Gene Ontology annotation, molecular function: glutathione disulfide oxidoreductase activity. The transcript is spliced from 4 exons. The coding region runs from base 100 to 483 and encodes 127 amino acids. NCBI's taxonomy places the organism in Eukaryota, Viridiplantae, Streptophyta, Magnoliopsida, Poales, Poaceae.
AACAACCGAGCACCCCCCACUCGCCGCCGCUCUGUUCAACGCUCCCUCCCCACCCGCCACCUGCCCUAUAAAUACGCGAGCGACGUCACCACCGCGGAGAUGGGAAUCGCCGCCUCCUCCUCGACCCCCGAAUCCAGGAAGAUGGCACUCGCCAAGGCCAAGGAGAUCGUCGCCUCCACUCCCGUCGUCGUCUUCAGCAAGACUUACUGUCCUUUCUGCGUCCGUGUGAAGAAGUUGUUCGAGCAACUUGGAGCAACUUUCAAAGCUAUUGAGUUGGACGUUGAGAGUGAUGGACCUGAGCUGCAGUCAGCACUUGCUGAAUGGACUGGACAAAGGACUGUUCCUAAUGUCUUCAUCAAUGGGAAGCAUAUUGGUGGAUGUGAUGAUACUAUGGCACUGAACAGCGCAGGGAAGCUGGUGCCGCUGCUGACAGAGGCCGGAGCGAUCGCCAGUUCUGGCGCAAAGGCAACUGCCACUGCAUAGUUGUGUUAAACUGCAUCCAUGCUAUGAGAAAAUAAAAUUGGAUGUUUGUAUUGCAUUGCCGUCUAGUAUCCUGUUGUAACUAAUCUGUCCCAUUUGGAACUCCUUGCAUAUCAAUAAGAUCAUCUUUGUGAGUUGUGAUUGCA